Messenger RNA from Drosophila obscura, 894 nucleotides. Its product is annotated as heat shock protein 27. Gene Ontology annotation, biological process: response to heat; protein refolding. The record is from RefSeq and is a predicted model, not a curated record. Lineage: Eukaryota; Metazoa; Arthropoda; Insecta; Diptera; Drosophilidae. The transcript has a single exon. Bases 178 to 642 code for a protein of 154 amino acids. Gene Ontology annotation, molecular function: protein folding chaperone.
GUAAGUUUAAUUUGCUCAGAGCAAAAAUCGCGAGUGGACGUUUCAGAAGAGAACGCGUCGAAGUCGAACGAACAAAGUGAAAAGUCGAAAUCGAAGUCGAUCGCUGCUGCGCUGCUGCGUCCCGAGAGCUCACGAGGAAGGAAAAACCCUUAAGAAAACACACACACCCAAACAGAGAUGGCUCUGGUGCCGGCUACGAACAACACGGACUGGGAUUAUUGGGACUACCGUCGCCGCUUGUGGCGCGACUGGGACAUCAACGACUGGGAUCUGCCCUACUGGAAGCGCUCGCUGUCGCGGGUGGGCUCCGCGCCCGAUCUCAGCCGGGUGAUCGUGGGCAAGGAUGGGUUCGAGGCCAACGUGGAUGUGCACCAGUUCAAGCCGUACGAGAUUACGGUGAAGACCACCGGCGACACGGUGGUGGUGGAGGCCAAGCACGAGAAGCGUCGCGACGGCGACACCUUUGUGGGCCGCCACAUUGUCAAGCGAUUCGUGCUGCCCCGUGGCUACUACCCCAACGAUGUCCGCUCCGAGCUGUCCACCGAUGGCAUCCUCACCGUCCGCUGUCCGCCGUAUCUGAGCAACGAGCGGAGCGUCUACGUCCGUCAAGUGGGUCCAUCAUAUCUAAGCAUCAAGAACUAACCCCGGGUAGCGGGAUUUAUGUGUGUUUUGUUUUUAGUUUCUGUUGGAGCAAAGAAAAAAAAAAAAUAAUGUAAAAGAAAGACAAAUUAUAAUGCACUCGACACGACCGGAAUUAUCUGAAGGAUUUCCGAGUCGCUUAAUUCUAAGUAAACCAAAUCCAAAACAACAUUAAUUGGACUCUUUUUGUAAUUAACAUGGAAACAUUUCAUUUGUUUAGUUAAAUAAAAUAAACGUUAAUUUAUUAAUAAUUAA